GCCGGAACGUUUCUCUCUCUUUUAUUCUUCCGUCGUCCGCUUGUACUUUAUUUUUGUACAGCCCUGAAAGCAAUACUAAAUUCUUCAAACGAAUCCAGCCAUGAGAGAUGACAUAUACGUAUCUCCCUGCUCGCCAUGCUCUGUGAUAUCCAAAUUCCACAAGACUCAACCUUGAUAACAGGCAUUUGACCUCCGAAUUUAACAUUAAAACAUCACCCAUUUGGAGGAUGAUUCUGAACUUUUCAUGGGUAUUGUUGGCGUUGAAUUCCUUGAAGCUCUCGACGCAAUCACCGCACUGGAGAGGGAAAGCUGGAGCGCUUUCUUGUGAGAAUCAAGGAGCUGCUGCUUGUGAGUGCCAUUAUUAGUUUGCUUCUUUCUCUUAGUCUCUUUUUCUUCUUCUUCAUGGGACUGGGCGACGAGGAACUGCCUCUAAAUCUCUGUCUGGUGGGCUCUGGGAAGGGAAAGGAAGAAGAGGGUCUGCGGCGGAAGAGAGAGAAAAAAACUGACUUGAUACGGUCCCACUUUAAUUUAUGGGAUACCUUUGUAACCCCAUUUUCUCCAAAGAAAAGUUAUCAACGAUUUAUUUUAAAAAAAUUAAGAAUGAGAAAGAAGUCCUUCUGGCAACCGUAACCGUCAUAGUUUCCCUACUUUCUUUGACCGACUCUCUAUAAUCAAUGUACCUAACCGGUGUAGGAAUGGCCGAUGCUCCUUUCUUUUUCCAACUUCUCUAUAAUUGGACAUCUCUGGUAAAUGGUAAUUACACUUACAGAGAGGAUGACUUCUUCCAUGGCCCUUCCUGAAACUUCUUCCUCUUUCUUAGACUCUUCUUCUUCCAUCCGUCCAUGGAGUCAUGAUGUAUUUUUAAACUUUAGAGGUGAAGACGUUCGCCAAACGUUUGUUUCUCAUCUAUACCAUGGUUUGGAUAAAAGGAAAAUCAACACUUACAUAGACAACGAUCUUGAAAGAGGAGAGGAAAUCUCGGCAGCACUUUUCAAAGCUAUUGAAGAAUCAAGGAUUUCUAUCGUUGUACUCUCUAAAAAUUACGCAGAAUCAAGAUGGUGUUUGAACGAGCUAUUGAAAAUCCUCGAUUGUAAACAAGCGGUGAAACAAAUUGUUCUACCAAUUUUUUACGGCGUAGAUCCAUCAGAAGUACGACAUCAAAGAGGAAAUUUUGGAAAAUCAUUUGAUAAACUUGGAGAUCAGCUCAAGGAUAACGUAAAGAUGUUGAAGUGGAAGGCAGCUUUAGAAGAAGUAGCCAACUUGUCCGGGUUCGAAUUGCGGAACAGGAACGAGGCAGAAUUUAUCCAUGAAAUCAUUCAAUGGGUGGACUCAAGAAUAGCAUACCAUACACCUCUAAGUGCUGCCAAGUAUCCAAUGGGAAAAGAGAUCAGUGUCCAAAUAGAUGAAUUGAGUGGAAAGAAAUCUUUGAUGCUGCCAGCGAGGGAGUUAACUAUUCAAUGGGGAUCUGGAGAAACUCCAGAAUACUGGGAAUGGAUUCCCUCAACUGAGUCACCGGUUCUACCCAAGUCUAGAUUCUCUGAAGUAGCUCGUCUUAGAAAGGUUUAUUGGCUUGACAUAAAAGGCAGAAUUGAGAAAAAAAUCCUUUCCCCAAAAACAAAGUAUGGGGCAUACUUUAUCUACUCCAUGGUGGAUGGUUUCUAUGGGUUUCACAACCCUGUGAAAGUGUCCAUUAGAUUGGAAAACGAAGUGGAAGGAGGUGAUGCUAUCAAUGCUUAUUUGAAUCCAAGGCUGUGGUCGGGUACACACGAACAACGAUCUAAUGAGGAAUUAUUACAAAUUAAACGACAGGAUGGUCGACUUCCAAUCAGGAGAGAGGAUAUGUGGAUGGAGAUUGAGAUGGGAGAAUUCUUCACUGGCAGCCACGUUGAUAAUCGUGGCGAGGUCGAGAUGUGCUUGAAGGAGGUUCAAGUCCUUCACGAGAAGUCUGGCCUUGUGGUCCAUGGCAUUGAGCUUCGGCCAAAAUAAGAAAUUAGUUAAUUAGUAAAGAGAUUGGUGCCUAGCUAUUUUCCUUCUGAGCAAACGACAUUUGGUGUGAGACCUGGAUUUGUGUGCAUUAUAUUAUGAGCAACGUUUUGAUGA
Molecule: messenger RNA, 2100 nt
Organism: Carya illinoinensis
Lineage: Eukaryota; Viridiplantae; Streptophyta; Magnoliopsida; Fagales; Juglandaceae
Product: protein PHLOEM PROTEIN 2-LIKE A8-like
Exons: 4
Coding region: 751-1986 (411 amino acids)
Biological process (GO): signal transduction
Source: RefSeq, a predicted model, not a curated record